AUGGAUGGGUCGCAACGAUCUGAACCCAGGCGCUCCCCUCCCUCCGACUCGCGCGAACCCGGGGUAAACUCCGGAACAACCCCAGAGAAGGUGGGAAAGGAGGACGUCAUGAUCACUUUAUCGCUCUCCCCCGAACCACCGGCACUUUCGCGGACUCGAUCUCCUUUGACCCGAUCGCAUCUUCGCUCGCGCUCACUGGCGGGAAUCCCCGGCAUGCCUUCGAUGACGCGCGCCUACUCGUCUCCAGGGCUGGACUCCCGGGGCCGGUAUAUCUUUGUGAAUGGCCGCGGCGGGUCGCCAGUCGAAAGCGCGAAACGACACUUGCCCCUGCAGAUGCGCGUCGACGAUCACCUCGAAACCCGAAUGAGCUCGCUCAACAUCUCCGAGACCAUUUCUGAGACCGCCGAACUCGAAACAGCCCCCAGGUCGCCCGUGCCGUCGCAACCUGGCUCCUCCUCGCCGAUCAUGAUGCCGCAGACGCUCCCCCGCGCCGGGCGCCUGCGCCCGACUUCCCCCUUCACCAGAAUCCCGUCAAUAUACAACGAGGCCUACCCGGUCCAUUCGGCCUCGUCGGCCUCAUCCGUCCCCUCCACUCCGACGAGUCUCCGCUCUCGCAGCCCCAGCAUUUCUUCUCUGGAAACCAUUCCCGAUAUCCCAGACGCCGAGGCCGAAGAGGUGGAAGAAGAUCGCAUCGCUGAAUUAAAGGCCGCGGCUGAUGCAGCCGAUGCGGCCAGCAACGCGAACCGACGACGCGGGGCUUCGGAUGUGUCUAGCCCGUCGAGUUCAUUCAACACCAUGCGUGGGGUGUCGGGCAUUUACGGACCCCGAAGCGACAAGCGCAAGCGAUGGAGUGUCUGUGGCGCCGAACGGCGACAGGAUCUCGACCUGGAAACCAUCUGGGAGGAUUGA
Molecule: messenger RNA, 909 nt
Organism: Penicillium alfredii
Lineage: Eukaryota; Fungi; Ascomycota; Eurotiomycetes; Eurotiales; Aspergillaceae
Exons: 2
Coding region: 1-909 (302 amino acids)
Source: RefSeq, a predicted model, not a curated record